Colletotrichum destructivum is the source of this 1149-nucleotide messenger RNA. RefSeq lists its product as uncharacterized. The coding region runs from base 1 to 1149 and encodes 382 amino acids. The transcript has 4 exons. The record is from RefSeq and is a predicted model, not a curated record. NCBI's taxonomy places the organism in Eukaryota, Fungi, Ascomycota, Sordariomycetes, Glomerellales, Glomerellaceae.
AUGGCGCCUCAGCAGAAGAACACUACAAAGGCCUCAAAGGCAUCCAAGCCCAAGGCUCCUCAAGCUGGUAUCCAGAAAUCCAGGAGCACCCAAAACAAGAAGUCUGGCACCAAGAAGACCUCCACACAGCCAAUUGUUCCUGGCAUGGACCCCAUCACCUCCAGUGAUGCAGAGGUGGAGGGCGAGAGCAGUUGGACUUGGACGGAGGUUCCACCCACUAAGAAGCAGACUGCUAUGAACGGCCGCCAAAGAGGCCGCAACCUGGUUCAAUGGAAUCGACCAGGCACAGCAAGAACAAUUCUGCUCAAUCUCAUGUAUGAGGCUUCUAUCAAGGGGAUCAAAUUGCCUAUGGAUGCCGUUGCUCACCGAACCCACUGUGGAGCAUCGGGUCAGUCACUCAUUCAGUGGCUUGCCCGGGAGCGCAAGAACAUGCUCAAGCAAGGUCGCAUGUGCCCUCCUGUUGCUGGAAACAACUACGACCCAACCAUCCGAGGUAUAGUCCUUGAGACAGCACCCGGCGGUCUGAAGACUGAGAGACAGGAGCCUGAGGACGAGGACGAGGUCGAGGGUGAGGGCAAUGAAGCUCAUAGAAGCUUUGGCACUGGACCUCAGAUCAAACAAGAGAUGAAUCAAGACGCCAUGGGACAGCAGGAUGUGCCAUUCUACCCACAGAAUUACUCGAUGGCUGCUCAACAGAUCGAAUCCCAACAUCCUCAGCAGAUGAUCCAAGCACCCCAGAUCUACCAGGCACCAUGGGGUCCGGCUCCCCCUGGUACGGUCAACCCAAUGGAUCUGCAAAGAGACUCCAACAGUCCCAUCUUUGCGGAUGAGUCUCAGCGUAACAAAAGUGUCGCCCACAGAUGGCUUGCCAAAAAGGGCCACAUUCUUCCUCUGAUCUCUCGGACGCCUAGCGGCGACGUUAAUGUCCAGCCGGAUGGCCUGCAAUGCAGCGGUCAGAACCAGCAAGCUAGCUUUGGGCCCAUGGCAUACGGCAACAUGAUCCCCAACAAUCAGUUCAGCUACAACUACAACUACGAGGGUAUGGGUUUGAACGACGCUGGUCGAGCAUCCGGUUCCCACGUCAACUCGGCUCAAAACGAUUCACCUCUGAAUGACCCGACCUUCAGCCCUUCCAACGAGCGCGAGUAG